CGUACUUGCUUGGAAACAGAGAUUGCAGGCAGAAGUCACGCAAGUCACUGAUGUCUAUUUUAAGAUGGAGAAAAGCAACACUCAGAUCACACAGCUUUGGGGGAGAGGUCUGCACCCACGGCCUCCGAGCACCCUGCCCCGCUCGAGCGCCCCGGCCCACGUACUGGGCACCGCAUCCAGGGAGGGCAGCGGCCGGCAGCACUUCUCCAGGAAGCCCCCCGUGAUUAAACAGAGGGGCUUCUAUUCUGAUGUCAUCGCUCCCGGAGCAGCACCGCUGCUGGAGCCUUAUAUGGAGGGACCAGAGGUUCACCAGAGUCUAUUAUGUCAAACUGGCAAUGAGCAACACCUACCAAAAGCUACGACAUUCCGUGCACCUGAACACGUCUCGGAUGAGGAGCCACAUGGACCCUCUACUGAGGUCCUGCACAAGUCUGACUUCCCACUGUCAGGCUAUACGGCCAAGGUCCAGCUGCCAUUUGAUGUGAAACCGGGACAUGCACCUCGCAAAAUCGAGAUUGAGAGGCGGAGACAGAAGUACCUGUCUCUGGAUAUUUAUGAGCUGCUGAAGGAUCAGGGCAUAGACUCCAAUAAGCUAAUGCCCAGGCAUCGUGAUUCUGGAACACAGAUAAUCAUUGAAGAGACGAGUGAAUCACCUCCACCUGUUUACCUGCCUUUGGAGGUAUUUGAUGAUGAGGAGUUUGACUGCCGGACCCCAUCGGACUGGCUGUGUCUGGGAGUGGAGCCUGGUUCCAGGGACCGGAAACCAAUACCAGGAAAAGCACUGCUGCCCCAUAAUGAUGUCAUCGGACACGCGGACCCGAAAAGUGCUAAUUUGACCUACUCUUGGUACCAUGUUGGUGUUCUGGAUUACAACAAGGAGAACAAACUCUACCUGGUUCAUAAAACCGAUACCAAGGGGCUUGUGAGAGACCACCACGGGAAGCCCAUUAUCUAUAGAGGACAAUCUACUAAAGAGAGGAAGCUGCUGCCCUGCCAGUACUGGGUGCCCCGAAUCCAGCUGGCUUUCUCUGCAGAGGACCCCUGCAACUUCGUCAAACGAGUGAUGAGCGCUCACCGCCGGCGCCAGAGGACCGAGGCGCUGCUGCUCUACAACCUGUAUGUGGACUGCAUGCCAGUGGAUGGGAGGAGGUCUAUGGACAAAGACAGCCUGCAGAGAAUUAAGAAACGGGCCAUUACCACCCCCGGACUCAGGCAGAAUCUGAUACAAGACUGCCUGGAUCUUCUUGAGAAGGAGAUUGUUAUCGACUAUAACCGCACAAUGAACAAGAUUUGCUUCAAUAAAGUUGUGACUUCUCACAGGGAGCAGUUUUCUUAUGUCACCGUGCCUAAAACGAGAAUUGAAAAGGUGCCAGAGAAAGGGUUUGUGGACGUCCCAGACUACCCGUUUGCUGAGAACAGAAAAGCCUUCUGCUUUACCUCUCUGCUGACAAAACCCGAGACGAUUGCCGCUGUGUCCAAAGUGCGUGCCGAGUGUAACAAAGUGGCGGCCAUGUCCUUGUUCCACGUGAACCUGACCAAGUGCCUCCGUCUGGAGGAGUUUGAGCAGACCCAGUCCCAGGCGUACUCACAGGUGCAGCUGUUUCUGAAGGACAGCUGGGUGAACACCCUGAAGAACGGCGUGCGGUCCAGCCUGCAUGACGUGGGGAAGGGCUGGUACAGCCUGCACGAGUCCAGCUGGGAGGUGUACCGCAUGUCCAAACUCUACAAGCUGAUGGAGCGCAUCAAGUUCAGCCUGCAGGACUCCCUGCGCUUCCUGGUGCAGGACUCCCUGGUGAACUUCACGCAGCUCCUCCUGGAUGCCUGCCACAGCGUGCUCCGCUGCUCCGAUGACAUGGACUGGGGCAGCGACCUCAUCAACAGCCCCUUCAAGCCCAAAAGGAACCCUUUGUUUUUUGUGGACCUGGUGCUGGAUAAGUCUGGGGUUCACUUCAGCACCCCGAAGGAGAAUUUCGAGAGGUCCCUGUUAGCCCUGUUUGAUAAAGGAAUCCUGGCAACGCACAACGUUCCUCAGCUGCAGAAGCUUGUGCUGAAGAACAUGUUCAUCAGUGGGGUCCCCCUUCUGGAGUCAGUGGGGCUGCACGAGCCCCCCGUGGAGGAGCUGCGCGAAAACAUCCGCAGCGCCGUCCACAAAGCCUUGAUCCCGCUGAGCGCCUACGCCAAGCAGUACGAGAGGCACCUGGAGCUCAGCAACAUGGACAUCGACCACUUCAUUAAGUCGUACAUUAAGCAGGAGCGCACUAUCCAGGAUGUGAAGAAGGACGUCUACAUGCACCUGGCUGAGAAGGAGCUGCUGGACAACACCCUGCCCUCCUCCAUCAUCAUCGGGCCCUUCCUCGUCAACGUGGACACGGUGCGGCAGGGCCUGUCCAAGAAGCGCAAAGCCCUGGCCAACGCCAUCCUCGACCAGCUGGCAUGCAAACUGCGCAAGCAAAUCGAAGCCGCUUGUGAUGAGUGCAAAGCCAUCAGCAGGAAGCUGUAUGAGAAGCCGAACAGCAUUGAGGAGCUGGCGGAGCUGAGAGAAUGGAUGAAGGGGGUCCCUGAGCAGAUGAAGCUACACGAGGAACUCACUUCCAAGCUGAUGGUGGACUAUGAAUUGAUCGAUGAGUUCUUUUACAACCUCUCUGCUGAGGAUUUCAAUUUAAAAUGGACUGCAGCUGGCUGGCCUGGUAAAAUCGAUAAGCAAAUAGAAAGCAUUCAGCUCCAGCACGAAGAGGACGAGGAGAGGUUUAAUAAAAUACAAGCUGUGGAUCAGAACAACUUCAAUGAGAAGCUGGAAACAAUGCAGAUGCUCGUGGCAGGAUUCUCAGCCUACACCGAUAUCAGCCGCGCUCACGAGGUUGCGAACGAGGUGAGGAGGGUGAGCAAGCAGCUGAAGGAGUCCCAGCAGCUGGCCCAGCUUUACAACAACAGGGAGCGUCUCUUCGGCAUGCCUGUGACUAACUAUGACAAGCUGCCAAAGCUGGUCAAGGACUUCCAACCGUUCCGGGACCUUUGGACCACCACGUCGGACUGGCUGCGCUGGCACGAGAGCUGGAUGAAUGACCCGCUCACCACCAUCGACCCGGAGCAGCUGGAGAAGAACGUCAGCGAGUCCUUCAAGACCAUGCACAAGUGCGUCAAGCUGUUCAAAGACAUCCCAGCUUGUCAGGACGUGGCCACGGAUAUCCGUGGAAGGAUCGAGGAGUUCCGGCCCUACAUCCCGUUGAUCCAGGGGCUGAGAAAUCCUGGCAUGCGCAACCGGCACUGGGAGCUGCUGUCAGAGAGCAUCCAGAUGAACAUCAAGCCCAAGGCCAACUUCACAUUCUCCAGGUGCCUGGAGCUGAAGCUGCAGGACCACAUCGAGGCAAUCGCCAAGGUGGCUGAAGUAGCGGGGAAGGAGUAUGCUAUAGAGCAGGCUUUGGACAAGAUGUUGAAGGAAUGGUCUACGGCCGUUUUCGAAGUUUUACCCUACAAGGAGACCGGAACCUUUAUCCUCAAGAGUCCGGACGAGGCGUCCCAGUUGCUGGACGACCACAUAGUGAUGACCCAGAGCAUGUCCUUCUCCCCGUUCAAAAAACCCUUUGAGGGGCGGAUCAGCACCUGGGAGAGCAAACUGAGAAUCACACAGGAUGUGCUGGAGGAGUGGCUGACAUGCCAGCGCUCCUGGCUCUACCUGGAGCCCAUCUUCAGUUCCGAGGACAUCAACCGGCAGCUCCCAGUGGAGAGCAAGAGAUACCAGACCAUGGAGAGGACCUGGAAGAAGAUCAUGAAGAACACCAAUGAGAACAGACAGAUUAUUGAACUCUGCCCUGAUCCGCGGUUGCUGGAGAACCUGAGAGAGUGUAACAAACUCCUUGAGCUGGUGCAGAAGGGACUGAGCGAGUACCUGGAGACCAAGAGGGGGGCCUUCCCAAGAUUUUACUUCCUAUCAGACGAUGAGCUUCUGGAGAUCUUGUCCCAAACGAAAGAUCCUACCGCUGUGCAGCCCCACCUCCGGAAAUGUUUCGAAAAUGUGGCGCGGCUGAAGUUCCAGCAGGACCUGAAGAUCACCCACAUGUACUCCGCAGAAGGGGAGGAGGUGGAGCUGUUCAAGCCGGUCUAUCCCUCGGGCAAUGUGGAGGACUGGCUUCUCGAAGUGGAGAAGUCCAUGAAGGCCAGUGUGCGGGACAACAUCGAGCGAUCCCUGAAGGAGUACCCCAAGAAACCUCGCACAGAAUGGGUACUGUCCUGGCCUGGGCAGGUGGUCAUUGCUGGGUGUCAGACGUUCUGGACAGCAGAGGUGUCGGAGGCUCUGGAGAAGGGAGAUCUGACUAGCAGACUGUACCCAGUGCUCGAGACUCAGCUCAACGACCUUGUUGCGCUGGUCAGAGGAAAGCUGUCCAAAAUGCAGAGAGCGGUGCUGUCUGCACUGAUCGUGAUUGAAGUGCAUGCAAAGGAUGUGGCAGCCAGGCUCGUGGAAGAGAAUGUGCAGAGCGUCAAUGACUUUGAAUGGAUCAGCCAGCUCAGGUAUUACUGGACCAGAGAGGACUUAUACAUCCGCGCAGUGAAUGCUGAAUUUCUCUAUGGCUACGAGUACCUGGGAAACUCAGGUCGCCUGGUCAUCACUCCCCUCACAGACAGGUGCUACCUGACGUUGACUGGAGCUCUGCACCUGAGGUUCGGUGGGGCCCCAGCAGGUCCCGCUGGCACUGGGAAGACAGAGACCACCAAAGACCUGGGGAAAGCACUGGCCAUUCAGACCGUGGUGUUCAACUGCUCGGACCAGCUGGACUUCAUGGCCAUGGGCAAGUUCCUAAAAGGACUGGCCAGCUCUGGCGCCUGGGCCUGUUUUGAUGAGUUUAACCGGAUCGACGUGGAAGUCCUGUCAGUGGUGGCACAGCAGAUCACAACCAUUCAGAAAGCACAGCAGCAACGGGUGGAGCGGUUUGUGUUUGAAGGGGUGGAGAUUCCCCUCGUAGCCUCCUGUGCAGUCUUCAUCACCAUGAACCCCGGGUACGCUGGGAGGACCGAGCUACCUGACAACCUGAAGGCGUUGUUCCGUCCAGUGGCUAUGAUGGUCCCCGACUACGCUAUGAUCGCGGAAAUCUCCCUGUACUCUUUUGGGUUCAACAAUGCCAAAGUUCUGUCCAAGAAAAUAACAACCACUUUCAAACUGUCGUCUGAGCAGCUGAGCUCCCAGGAUCACUAUGACUUCGGGAUGAGAGCUGUGAAAACUGUGAUCUCCGCGGCUGGAAACCUAAAGAGGGAGAACCCCACCAUGAACGAGGAGCUGAUCUGCCUGCGAGCGAUCCGUGACGUCAACGUGCCCAAGUUCCUUCAGGAUGACCUCAAACUGUUCAACGGCAUCGUCUCCGAUCUCUUCCCCAAGAUUCAGGAGCAGGCCAUCGACUACGGCAUCCUGGAGCAGUCCAUCCGCAAAGUCUGCAAAAGCAAAUGCUUGAAAGACGUUGACAGUUUUAUUACUAAGUGUAUUCAGCUGUAUGAAACCACAGUUGUAAGACAUGGCCUGAUGCUGGUCGGCCCCACUGGAUCUGGUAAAACAAAGUGCUACGAAGUGCUCGGAGCAGCACUGACAGCUCUGAAAGGGCAGCCGUCAGUCAGUGGAGGAACGUAUGAAGCUGUCUAUACCUCCAUUCUGAACCCCAAGUCUAUCACCAUGGGGCAGCUGUACGGGGAGUUCGACUUGCUAACUCACGAGUGGACUGAUGGGAUACUGUCUUCCCUGAUCCGAGGGGGGGCUUCAGCCAGCGACUCUGACAAGAAAUGGUACAUGUUUGACGGGCCAGUUGAUGCAGUUUGGAUUGAGAACAUGAACACCGUGCUGGAUGACAACAAGAAGCUGUGUCUGAGCUCGGGAGAAAUCAUCAAGCUUACAGAUGUGAUGACGAUGAUGUUCGAGGUGCAGGACCUGGCCGUGGCGUCUCCAGCGACAGUGUCGCGCUGUGGGAUGGUUUACCUGGAGCCCAGCAUACUGGGACUGAAGCCCUUCACCGAGUGCUGGCUGAGGACCAUCCCAGAGAUCAUGCAGCCCUUCACCCAGCAGUUCAUAGAUCUGUUUGACAAGUUCCUGCAGGACUCCAUUGCUUUUGUACGUAAGUCGGUGAAGGAGGUGAUCGCCUCAACAGACAGUAACCUGGUCUGCAGCAUGCUCAGAAUCCUGGACUGUUUCUUUCAACCCUUUGUUCCAAAGGAGGGGGAGAAGGGGCUGCCCCAGGAGAAGCUGUCCCGCAUUUCAGAGCUGAUCGAACCCUGGGUCAUCUUCUCUCUGGUGUGGAGUGUGGGGGCUACUGGAGACGCCAACAGCAAUGUGGGGUUCAGCAAGUGGCUGAGAGACAAGAUGAAGGAGGAGGGGAUCAUGCUGUGUUUCCCAGAUGAAGGCCAGGUUCAUGACUACAGACUCAAUGACGCUGGAAUCAGCAGCAAAGCUGAUGACGAGGAUGAGGAAGGAGGAAGCAGACAAGUGCGCUGGGUGAACUGGAUGGAGUCGGCACCCACAGUCGUCAUCACCCCCGAAACCAGCUACUCUGACAUCAUCGUCCCGACGCAGGACACCAUCCGCAUGUCCUACAUGAUGGACAUGCUGCUCAGGAACAAAAAACCUGUGCUGUGUAUCGGACCCACAGGUACCGGCAAGACCCUGACUGUUUCAGACAAGCUGCUGAAGAACAUGCCGCAGGAAUACGUGACCCAUUUCCUGAUGUUCUCAGCCCGGACCUCCGCCAAUCAGACACAGGACUUCAUCGACAGCAAGCUGGACAAGAGGCGCAAAGGUGUCUUUGGCCCCCCUCUGGGGAAGUAUUUCAUUUUCUUCAUCGAUGACUUGAACAUGCCAGCGCUGGAGACGUACGGAGCCCAACCCCCGAUCGAGCUCCUGCGGCAGUGGAUGGACCACCGGGGCUGGUACGACAGGAAACAGAUCGGAACCUUCAAGCAGCUGGUGGAUAUUAACUUUGCGUGUGCCAUGGGCCCCCCUGGUGGGGGGAGGAACCCCAUCACCAGCCGCUUCAGCCGUCACUUCAACUACCUCUCCUUCACGGAGAUGGAGGACAGCAGCAAACUGAAGAUCUUCUCCACCAUCCUGGGGAGCUGGAUGGGUGUAUCAGAGCUCCAGUCCCUAAACGAGCCCUUGGUGAACGCCACUAUUAAAGUCUACUCCACCAUCUCCGCUCAGCUGCUCCCCACCCCAGCCAAAUCUCACUACACCUUCAACCUGAGGGAUCUGUCCAAGGUGUUCCAGGGCAUUCUGAUGGCAGACAUGACCAACACAUCGGACAAGCUGCUGCUGCUGCGCCUGUGGUACCACGAGAGCUGCCGGGUGUUCCAGGACCGGCUGGUGAACGAGGAGGACAGGAGCUGGUUCGACAAGCUCCUGAGGACCAAGAUGCAGGAGUUCGGAACCAGCUUCGAGGAGGUCAUUCCCAGCAGACCAGUCCUGUUCGGGGACUUCAUGGUGCCAGGGACCGACAAGAAAGUGUACAAGCUCAUUGAAGACAAAGACAAGAUUGUGCGAGUGAUCGAGGAGUACAUGGAGGAUUUCAACCAGAUCAGCACAACGAAAAUGAAGCUGGUUCUGUUCAUGGACGCCAUUCAGCACGUGUGCCGGAUCAGCAGGAUCCUGCGGCAGCCCCUCGGCAACGCUCUGCUGCUGGGGGUGGGGGGCAGCGGCAGGCAGUCCCUCACCAAGCUCGCUUCACACAUGGCUGAAUAUGAAUGUUUCCAGAUUGAACUGGCCAAAAACUACGGGAUGUCAGAAUGGCGCGAAGACAUCAAAGGCAUAAUGCUGAAGGCAGGGAUGCAGAAUGCUCAGAUCACCUUCCUGUUUGUUGACACACAGAUAAAAAACGAAUCGUUCCUGGAGGACAUCAACAACAUUUUGAACUCAGGGGAUGUCCCCAACCUGUACGCUCUGGACGAGCAGGAUCAGAUCAUGGCUGCGAUGAAGCCCAUAGUCCAGGAUCUGGGUCAGCAGCCCACCAAGUCCAACCUGCUGGCUGCGUACAUCAAGCGAGUGCGCAGCAACAUCCACACCGUACUGUGCAUGAGCCCGAUUGGAGAGGUGUUCCGCGCUCGCCUGCGGCAGUUCCCGUCUCUCGUCACCUGCUGCACCAUCGACUGGUUCAACGAGUGGCCCUCGGAGGCUCUGGAAUCCGUGGCGUCUUCAGUCCUGCAGGAAAUCCCCGCGCUCGAGUCCAGCCCGGCGGUUACUGAGGGACUGAUCCACAUGUGCGUGGAAAUUCACCAGAUGGUUGCCAGAAAAAGCAAACAAUAUUUAACCGAGCUGUCGAGACACAAUUACAUCACGCCCAAGAGCUACCUGGAGCUGCUCAGCAUCUUCUCCAAGCUCAUCGGGAUGAAGAAGAGCGAACUGAAGAGCGCCAAGCAGCGCAUGAAGACCGGACUGGAUAAGUUGCUGCGCACUGCGGAAGAUGUGGCAAAAAUGCAGGAGGAGCUGGAAGAGAUGGGACCGCUACUGGAAGAGGCUGCCAAAGACACCAUAGUGACCAUGGAAAAAAUCAAGGUGGACACUGUGGUUGCUGAGGACACGCGAGCGUCCGUGCAGGAGGAGGAGGCCAAGGCUUUGGAGAAGGCUCAGAUAGCGCAGGCGAUUGCAGACGACGCUCAGAAGGACCUGGACGAAGCCCUGCCCGCGCUAGAUGCUGCGCUUGCCAGCCUCAAAUCACUCAACAAGAAUGACGUGAUCGAGGUUCGAGCGAUGCAGCGCCCCCCGCAGGGUGUGAAGCUGGUCAUCGAAGCCGUCUGCAUCAUGAAGGGGGUCAAGCCCAAGAAGAUCGCCGGAGAGAAACCCGGCACUAAGGUGGACGACUACUGGGAGCCGGGCAAGGGUCUUCUGCAGGACCCCGGGAAGUUUCUGGAAGGUCUUUUUAAGUUUGAUAAGGACAACAUUGGAGAUACAAUUAUAAAAACAGUUCAGCCCUACAUCGACAAUGAGGAGUUCCAGCCAGCGGCCAUCGCAAAGGUGUCAAAGGCCUGCACCUCGAUCUGUCAGUGGGUCCGCGCCAUGCACAAGUACCACUUCAUAGCCCGGGCCGUGGAGCCGAAGAGGCAAGCCCUGCGCGAGUCCCAGGACGACCUGGCGGUCACUCAGAAGAUCCUGGACGAGGCGAAGAGACGGUUGGAGGAGGUGGAGGGGGGCAUCGCCAUGCUGCAGGCCAAGUACAAGGACUGCGUGUCCAAGAAGGAGGAGCUGGAGGUGAAGUGUGCGCAGUGCGAGCAGAGACUGGUCCGAGCCGACAAGCUAAUAACAGGUCUAGCUGAUGAGAAGGUGCGCUGGCAGGACACGGUUUGCAAUCUGGAGUACAUGGUGAACAAUGUGGCCGGCGACGUGCUGCUCUCUGCAGGAUACGUGGCUUACCUGGGGCCCUUCACUGGUGAAUAUCGGGCAGCGAUGGCUGACGAGUGGUUAAAGAAAUUCGACGAGUUUGGUGUCCCUCACACCAAAGAGCCAAACCUCAUCGGGACACUGGGAGAGCCUGUCAAGAUUCGCUCCUGGCAGAUCUCCGGUCUUCCUAAAGACAACCUGUCGGUGGAGAAUGGAGUCAUUGCGCAGUACUCUCAGCGCUGGUGCCAUUUCAUCGACCCACAGGGGCAGGCUAACAAGUGGAUCAAGAACAUGGAAAAAGACAAAGGCAUUGAUGUAAUCAAGCUAAGUGAUCGGGACUUCCUGCGCAGUCUGGAGAACGCCAUUCGCUUUGGGAAGCCGUGCCUGCUGGAGAACGUCGGAGAGGAGCUGGACCCAGCCUUGGAGCCGGUGCUGCAGAGAGAGACAUACAAACAUCAAGGCAGUAUGGUACUAAAGCUGGGGGAUGCUGUCAUCCCUUACCAUCAUGACUUCAAAAUGUACAUCACCACCAAACUGCCCAACCCUCAUUACUCUCCAGAGAUAUCCACCAAAGUUACACUCAUCAACUUCACACUGUCGCCAAGCGGCCUGGAGGACCAGCUCCUGGGGCGCGUGGUGGCGGAGGAGCGCCCCGACCUGGAGGAGGCGAAGAACCAGCUGAUCGUGAGCAACGCCAAGAUGAGGCAGGAGCUGAAGGAGAUCGAAGACCAGAUCUUGUUCCGGCUGAGCUCCUCCGAGGGGAACCCCGUGGACGAUGAGGAGCUCAUCAAGGUGCUGGAGGCGUCCAAGAUCAAGGCAGGAGAGAUCAAGGCCAAGGUGACGGUUGCUGAGCAGACGGAGAGGGACAUUGACCUGACCCGUCUGCAGUACGUCCCUGUGGCGGUCCGGACCCAGAUCCUGUUCUUCUGCGUGUCCGAUCUGUCCAACGUGGACCCCAUGUACCAGUACUCCCUCGAGUGGUUCCUCAGCAUCUUCAUGGCCGGGAUCAGCAACUCCGAGGGAGCAGACACUGUUGAGAAGAGGAUAGUGAACAUUAAUGAAUACUUCACAUUCAGCCUGUACUGCAACGUGUGCCGCAGCCUCUUUGAAAAACACAAACUCAUGUUCGCGUUUCUGCUGUGUGUCAGGAUCCUGAUGAACGAGGGACAAAUCGACAUGGGAGAAUGGCGCUACCUGCUGUCAGGAGGAACAGUCCAGAACAGCUCUCCCAACCCAGCCCCUGAUUGGCUGUCAGAACGAGCCUGGCAGGAUAUCCUAGCCUUGACAGGGCUCCACAAUUUCUCUGACUUGGCAGACAGCUUCACUGAGCACCUGGAUGAAUUCAAGGGAAUAUUCGACAGCAGUGAACCUCACAGAGCGACCUUGCCAGGUGGCUGGCAGACCUGUCUGGACUCCUUUCAGAAGCUGCUGAUCCUGCGGUGUCUCCGGGCUGACAAAGUCACCAAUGCCAUGCAGGACUUCGUAUCCAUCACCCUGGGGCAGAGGUUCAUCGAACCGCAGGCCUCGGAUCUGUCUGCAGUCUUCAAGGAGUCCUCCCCCACGAUCCCUCUGAUAUUCGUGCUGUCUCCCGGGACAGACCCGGCUGCAGAUCUGUAUAAGUUUGCUGAAGAAAUGAAGUUCUCCAAAAAGAUGAACGCCAUAUCCCUGGGACAGGGCCAGGGCCCGAGAGCUGAAGCCCUGACUCAUGAAGCGAUGGAGCGAGGGAAGUGGGUGUUCUUCCAGAACUGCCACCUCGCACCCAGCUGGAUGCCUUCCCUCGAGAGGCUCAUCGAAACCAUUGACGUGGACAAAGUUCAUCGUGAUUUCCGUCUCUGGCUGACCAGUCUGCCCAGUAAUAAGUUCCCAGUCUCCAUCCUCCAGAACAGCUCCAAGAUGACCAUCGAACCCCCUCGCGGGAUCAAAGCAAACCUCAUGAAAUCCUACUCCAGCCUCAGCGACGAUUUCCUCAACUCCUGUGCCAAGGCAGACAAGUUCAAAUCCCUCCUGCUCUCCCUGUGCUUCUUCCAUGGGAAUGCCAUUGAGCGCAGGAAAUUUGGUCCCCUGGGGUUCAACAUUCCCUAUGAGUUCACGGACGGAGAUCUCCGGAUCUGCAUCAGCCAGUUAAAGAUGUUCCUGGACGAGUACAGUGAGACACCCUACAAGGUUCUGAAGUACACGGCUGGCGAGAUUAACUACGGGGGGCGUGUUACUGAUGACUGGGACCGGAGAUGCAUCCUCAACAUCCUGGAGGAUUUCUACAACGCCAGAGUCCUGAGCGAAGAGCACGUGUACUCGAAGUCCGGGAUUUACAGGCAGAUUAGCACCGCCUUUGAUCUGAACGGCUACUUGCAGUACAUAAAGAGCCUGCCGAUCAAUGACACACCGGAGAUAUUCGGUCUCCAUGACAACGCCAACAUCACCUUUGCCCAGAACGAAACCUUCGCUCUGCUCACCGCAGUGGUCCAGCUGCAGCCCCGAUCCUCAGCCAGCGGGGGGAGAGGCAGGGAGGAGAUUGUGGAGGAAAUCGUUGGGAACAUUUUGGUGAAGAUCCCAAAGCCCAUCGAUGUGCAGAAUGUGAUGAAGAAGUUCCCAGUCCUGUACGAGGAAUCCAUGAACACUGUGCUGCUCCAGGAGGUCAUCAGGUAUAACCGGCUGCUGAAGGUGAUCUCCCAGAGUCUCAACGACCUGCUGAAAGCACUGAAGGGGCUGGUGGUGAUGUCAUCACAGCUGGAGCUGAUGUCAAACAGCUUAUUCAACAACGCUGUCCCCGCCAUGUGGCAAGCCAAGGCAUACCCUUCUCUGAAGCCCCUGGCGUCCUGGGUGACGGACCUGCUCCAGCGAUUGCAGUCCCUGCUGACCUGGAUCAGGGAGGGCAUCCCGCCUGUAUUCUGGAUCAGCGGCUUCUUCUUUCCGCAAGCCUUCCUCACCGGCACGCUCCAGAACUUUGCCAGGAAGUCCGUCAUCUCCAUCGACACCAUCGGCUUCGAUUUCCAGGUUAUGAAGGAGUCACUGAGCCAGCUGACAGAGCGCCCUGAAUCAGGGUGCUAUAUCCACGGCCUGUUCAUGGAGGGGGCUCGCUGGGACCCCGGCUCCUUCCAGCUGGCAGAGUCCAGACCCAAGGAGCUCUACACUGAGAUGGCGGUGAUCUGGCUGAUCCCGGUGCCCAACAGGAAGGUGCCCACCUCAGGGGUUUACGUCUGCCCCAUCUACAAGACCCUCACUCGAGCAGGGACUCUUUCAACGACUGGUCAUUCCACUAACUAUGUCAUUGCUGUGGAGCUGCCGACCGAGCAAUCUCAACAGCACUGGAUCAAGCGUGGAGUGGCUCUUAUCUGUGCCCUCGACUACUGACACAAACAAACCAGCACAAGCCUAUUACAGCCCACUACUGCUGCAGCCUGUAACGUCUAUCUUUUAUUAAGAAUACACAAAUACAUUGGUUUGACUGUAUCUUUGUGUUCAUGUGCGCUGUGUUUUUUUGUGCGAGUGUGUGUUUGUGUAGGGGCUGGGCGGUAAGCACGCUCCGUGCUGAAGCUAGCUGUCUGUUACAGUGAUCUGUGAAGGGUCACCUUUUCCUUCAGGGAUCGGAUUUCGCAGCAGUUUGGCAGGCUGUGCUGUGGCAGCUGAUCAUAAAGGAGUUAUUUUUAAUUCUGCAGAGCCUGAUGAUUUUCUGUGAUGGUACUUUGCUGUGUUAUACAAAACGAUUCUGCACAAGGAGAUCGAAAAGCACAGAUAAAAGCUCCAAAGCACACGAUCACUGGAAAUGUAAAGCAUCACUUUAAAAGAAAAAAGGAAUAGUCUUAAAAUAUUUACUCCAUAUGUGUUUAAAAUCAUCUAGGGCUAGUCAAAGCUAAUCUGUUUGCCAAAUCUGUAUAAUUAUUUAUUAGAAGAAAAUUCUACUUUACACAAGUUAAUAAUAUUCUCAUAACAUUCGACAUUGAUAAAAAAAAGUUGCUAGUCUUUUAAAGUUUUGUUUAAUUUUAUCAACUGUAUUGUUGUUGUUUUUUUUUUCUGAAUUGCCAAAGACUACUAUAAACACUGAUUGAACUGAAAUGGUCUGAUUGCUGGUAUUGCGUUUCUGUACCUGACAGCACCAUGCAAGAAAAUGAAGCUUUGUUUGUUGUUGUUUUUCUUUUUCUACAAUCUAAACAAUAUCUUGAUAAGAUUCAACACUGACCACGCACCAGUAUGUGGGGUAUGAGGAUUACCAAGGACAGGGAAGCAGUGCAGGUGCUUGUAUGUGCUGUAUACCGCCUACUAAUAUCAUGCAAUCGCUUCUCCUUGCAUGCAACCCAGGGAAACAAUACUGACAUUAAUAAGAGAGGGCAGUACUUGUGGGCAUCGCUGUACGAUUGCUAUCUCAAUGAUUUCCCAGAAAGAGCCCGUAUGUUUUGUGUAUUUGGUCACUCAGCUGGUGGACAUGUUAGUGUCUACGGCUCAUAGCUGAGAUUGUACAACCAUUAGGUAAUGGAAGUACAUAGCGCUGCAGCGAUGCCAGGAGUAACUGGAGAACACUGCCUCUUGCUAGCUGCUCCUGUUUGUUUUUCAAGGGGCAUUUCUGGUCUCAAGCCUGAGAUUAAUGAAUCUCUCCCAGAUCUGAAUUGUAUCUUCAGCCAUACAAUUAGGAGGGAUCCUGUUUCUAGUCAGGGGAUGCAUCUGGUGAAAAUGUAAUUAAGCUAAGGGAGAAAAA
Acipenser ruthenus (sterlet) is the source of this 14030-nucleotide messenger RNA. It is a transcript of the gene dnah1, whose product is annotated as dynein, axonemal, heavy chain 1. Gene Ontology annotation, biological process: microtubule-based movement. NCBI's taxonomy places the organism in Eukaryota, Metazoa, Chordata, Actinopteri, Acipenseriformes, Acipenseridae. Gene Ontology annotation, molecular function: minus-end-directed microtubule motor activity; dynein light intermediate chain binding; ATP binding. Gene Ontology annotation, cellular component: dynein complex. The coding region runs from base 65 to 12691 and encodes 4208 amino acids. The record is from RefSeq and is a predicted model, not a curated record. The transcript is spliced from 78 exons.